Molecule: messenger RNA, 4720 nt
Organism: Magallana angulata
Lineage: Eukaryota; Metazoa; Mollusca; Bivalvia; Ostreida; Ostreidae
Product: clathrin interactor 1-like
Exons: 18
Coding region: 158-2323 (721 amino acids)
Biological process (GO): endocytosis
Cellular component (GO): clathrin vesicle coat; endosome; plasma membrane
Molecular function (GO): clathrin binding; phospholipid binding
Source: RefSeq, a predicted model, not a curated record
UGGUCCGCUCCUAUUUGAGGUCACGUGAUCCCGGCGCCAUUACGAUUUGUCAACAGACGGAUUUUACGAAGGAGGGCAAUCUUUUAUCAUCGGCGUUGCUGGAUAGCUAAUCCGGAUUAUUAUUGGUUAUCUGGAUAAAACUAUCUAAUUUCUAAAGAUGUGGAAAUUAAGGGAAAUAACAGAUAAAGUCACAAAUGUGGUAAUGAACUAUACAGAAGUGGAGACCAAAGUCAGAGAAGCCACAAAUGAUGAUGCUUGGGGACCACAUGGUCAGAUUAUGCAGGAGAUUGCUCGCUACACAUUUACCUACGAACAUUUCCCAGAGGUUAUGGGAAUGCUGUGGAAACGAAUGUUGCAUGACAACAAGAAAAACUGGAGACGAACUUACAAGUCCUUGCUAUUGUUGGCAUACUUAGUGAGAAAUGGAUCAGAAAAGAGUGUCACAAGUUGUAGAGAACACCUUUAUGACCUCCGUGGACUAGAGAGUUACACAUUUACUGAUGAAUUGGGAAAGGACCAAGGAUUAAAUGUGAGAACCAAAGCAAAGGAACUGGUAGACUUUAUUCAGGACGAUGAGAGGUUACGAGAAGAACGUAAAAAAGCCAAAAAGAAUCGUGAUAAAUACAUUGGAAUGUCCGGUGAUAGUUACUCAUCCUCAAGCAGAUACAGUGACAGAUAUGAUGAAGAGCCUGCAUCGACCGGUGGGGGUGGGGGAGGUGGUAGUGUCAGCAGUAAUAGUGGCCGGUCAAAGUACAGACUAGACGAAAUUGACGACUGGGAGACUGGCAAUAAAUCUAUAGCCACAGAGGCUGUAGACAAGGUCAAAGGUCUGUGGAACAAAGUUCAAGGUCGAAGAGGUCCUGAUGAUAUAGUAGACUACAGCUCAAACCGCGCCCCUGGUGGCAGAAAGAACAGUUUGACUGACUUUAGGUAUUAUAAACCCUCAAGUGAUGAACCAGAAAACAAAUGUGAUGAUUUUGAUGAUACUCCAAGUUCUAAGUAUUCCUACAAAGACGAUGAUGAAGAGUUUACAUCUGUAGAACGUACACACACCACUAGAACAGAGAAAAUCACAACGAACCGCCGCACACGAUCUGUAGGGAAAAAACUCGACCUAGGGGCAUCUUCUAGUUUAGGAAAAGAUAAAUCUGACACAACGUCACAGACCAGUAGCACCGGUGUGAGAGAUGACUUUGGACCAAGCUUACUCGACAUGGGAAAUACCAAGUCAGUGGAUGACGGCUUUGCUGAUUUCAAAUCAGCAACAGCGAAUGGUGAUUUUAAUCCAAGAGGAGAUAUGACAGCUGUUUCUCCAAACAAAGAGUUUGGGGAUUUCGCGGCCUUUGACAAUAAUGGUUCCAGUGUUGCCAAACCAACAGGAAGUGAUAGCUUUGCAGACUUCUCUCAAUUCAACCCAGCUGCUGCUAGCUCUUCAAGUUCAGAGACAGCAAGCAAUGAUUUAUUGGACGUGUUUGGAAACACCCCUGCCUCUGUUUCCAGCAGUGGUAAUAUGGGUAUUCCAGCUAUGGGCAACAUGAAUAUGUCUGGGAUGAACCAGCCCAUGAUGGGCGUAAAUAUGAAUAUGGGAAUGAGUGGAGUGCCAAAUCAGAUGGGAAUGAAUCCUCAGAUGAUGGGUAUGACGUCACAACCUCAGAUGACUGGAAUGAACAUGGCACCGGGAAUGUCCCAAGGCAUGAUGGCACCUAUGGGAAUGCAACAGCCAAUGAUGAUGCAGCCAGGAAUGCCUCAAAACAUGGGAUUUGCAGCCAGUUUUCCAAUGCAAACCACAGGAAUGGUUGCAGAAAAAACGGAAAUAACUAGCAUUACUACUACAUCCACAUCUGAAACCAAGCAAAAGAGUGCCAACACAUGGACAGAUACCGGUAAAGUCAACAUCGAUCUGGAUGGGCUGGGCUCCACCAACAAGUUCCAGAAGCAUUCACAGCCAUCCAUGAAUCAGCUACAGCAGCAGUCUAGUCCAGGUGUACCAGUCAACUCUUGGAACCCAGAGUUGUAUCAGAUGGGCUACCCGCCUGAAUAUGGAAUGAUGAUGGGGAACCAGCCAGGAAUGAGUGGUCUACAGCAGGGAAUACAGAACAUAGCAAUAAACCCUGGUGGUAUGAUGGGUCAGCCUGCACCAAUGAUGGGGCAUCAGAUGGGAAUGUCUGUUGGCAUGCAGGGAAAUAUGGGAAUGCAGGCAGGCAUGAUGGGUAAUAUGCCUGUCGGGUCAAUGGGAAUGCAGAGCAAAAUGAUGGGUCAAAGUCAGUUCCAGCAGAAAACCGAUGCAGCAUUCAGUGCUUUUGGCAAUUUUGGAAAAAAGUGAUCGAAAGUGCAUAUGUUUUAAGUGUUUGAUUUUAAUGAAUACAGGAUCUACAAUGUAUGGAAAAGGUCAGGAAUCUCCAUUCGUAGAACAUCAGCAUUACCAUGCUGGAGAGAACGAUAAAACUGAUUCACCUUGGAAUCUUCCCAUCAAUGAGGUGAUAUAUCUCGAUACAUUGAUGUAGAAAGUUUUUAUGACAUGGAUGUUGUGUUUAAUAUUUCAUGGAAUGGAAUACUGAUGUGAUAAAAAAGAAAUAUGUGAAAAUGUACAAUAUUUACUAUACUUACUAUAUUUUUUUUAAUUGUGCAAUACAUAAUUCUUUUUUUUUUUGUAUUCUGUAUGAUUUUGGGUCAAAUACUAUUUACAUACAAUGAAGACUUACAGUAGCAAGAAUUUAGCUAGCAGUUACUACUGUUACAUUGAGGGCCAAUACUGCAUGUAAUCUUCUCCAUGCCUCUGCAAUAGAUAUUUAUUAAAAUCCAAGAGUAGAAUAGCUGUUGAGAAAUGUAUGUUCAAUUUAUUUGUUUGGGUUGUGAUCAUGAUGUUAAAACAAAAACCACAUGUAGAUUAUAAAUAAUCUGAUGUCAGAAAUUAAAAUCUGUUAAAUUGGAUUUAAAUGAACGCUAUUUAUUAUUUUUAAUCUAUAAAUAUACAUGUAUAUACUGUAUGCAUUACUAUAAUUAACAGUUUGAUUUCAAACCCUUCAGUGUUUAUUUAAGAAAUAGUCUAAUCUUGGCUUUCCUUUAAAGAAGUUUGGUCGUAAUACCGGUAAUGUUGAUACUUUUUUUUUCAAAUAAUUCAGGUUUACAAAUUGGCUUUAUAAUUAUUUUUGAGAAAAAAUUCCUUUGAUUGGCAUUAGCAUUUUUUCUGGAUGGUUAUGAAAAUAAAUAUGUUUAAGUUUCUUUUCUAGCAUAUAUGUUCAUUAAUUCAUUGUAUUGAAUUUUAUAAAAGGGGUUAAUAUCAAAAUCAACUUUGUAGUGUUUGAAGUGAUUUAACCAAUGGUAAUUAUUGCUAUUCUUUAUUUCAAUUAGAGAUUGUUAGUAAACACAGGAAUCCAGUAAUAUUUACCUAUUAUUUAGAGUCUACCUUUUUCAGUUUGUUUUGUUUACUUAAGUGGCUACAUUGGCCUAUAUACUUACUAGAUUGAAGCAUUAACCUAUAACCCAGAAAAAAAAGAGUUAAAAAUGUUUUAUUUAAACAAUAAUAACCUGAUAAGUUAUGUAUAUGAAUGUUCCAAAAUAGUUAUGUAGAAAUUAUGACUGUACUUUAAAUUCAAAUGAAAUUAGUCAACUACAAUAUGAAGUAAAGUUAAUCAUGACUCCUGUACUCUUAUUUGUGUAAGAGAUGUUUAUGAUUAUGCCAAAUAAGAUUUUUAAACAGAAAAUUCAUUUAUAAAUGAAAAAUUUAUUAAUUUAGAGCUUGAAAUUUUAUUACGCUGCUAUUUGAAGAUUGUGUUAUUUUUUCCCUUAAGAGAGUUAUCUCACCAUUGUCUAUUAAAAACAUCAAAUAUAUCAAAGGAAGAACAUAUCUAGGUGUUGGCAAAGACUCAUUUAUCAUGUGAUAUGCUUCUGCUACAUUCCAGUGAAGGUUUAUUUCUACAGUGAAUUUUGGCAAUUACAAACUUGCUCAAUAACACUGCUACUGUUUUAGAAAAAGUUUCUCAAAUCAUCACAAAUAUCUUGCCUUUACUUUUUACCUUGUGCUAUUCAUCGGGAUUUACAAACAUCAUUUAAGUGCUGUAAAGUAUCAUAUGAUGAAAUGACUUUGAAAUAAUCAUCUUGCAAUAUGGGUCCAAAUGAUCAAAUUGUAUUUUGUUCAUUCUCUGGGGUUUGCAUGUUUAUGUUGGAUGUAGGGUUAGUCAAGAUAUUGGUCAACUGGUACCAAAUCACAUAAACAAUCGAUCAAUUUUUUAUGUGUACUAUUUCAGAUCCCUCUACAUGUACUUUUGUAGAUAGAGCAGUAGUCUUUAUGUAAGAUUUGACCAUUGAACUUAUAUAUUUUUUUAAAAGUUCAUGUAAUAUAUAAUUGCAAUUGUGUAGAAAGAUUUCAUGCGUUUGCAUGGGCAUAUAUGAAUAGUACAGAAGAUCUGGCAUAAAAACAUAUUGGGAAAGUGUACACUGAAUACAGAAGUAAUUGUAUAUUUACAUAUUUUUAUUUUGCAAACUUGAAAUGCUUUUAUUUCUAAUAUAGAAAUAUACAUGCAAGUUUCACAAGUAUAUUGUUAUUAUUGAAUUGUUAUGUGAUUUUGACUCUUGUGAACAUAAUACAUGUGUAAUGAUAUUUACUUGUGAGAGUGUUUGUAUGUAUUGUGUAAUCUGAUUAUUGUAUGAAUGAAUGUGGUUAUGAUACUGAUGUACGAGACACAGUAUUACAAUAAAGCAACAUGAAAAUGCCUUACAA